Messenger RNA from Betta splendens (Siamese fighting fish), 4194 nucleotides. RefSeq names its product Rho GTPase activating protein 10 (gene arhgap10). NCBI's taxonomy places the organism in Eukaryota, Metazoa, Chordata, Actinopteri, Anabantiformes, Osphronemidae. Gene Ontology annotation, biological process: signal transduction. Gene Ontology annotation, molecular function: protein binding; GTPase activator activity. The transcript has 23 exons. The coding region runs from base 447 to 2792 and encodes 781 amino acids. The record is from RefSeq and is a predicted model, not a curated record. Gene Ontology annotation, cellular component: cytoplasm.
GUCAACAACUCUUCGGUAGAAGUUUUUGCUUCACACACAUAUGUCAGCAGAGUUUCUCAAUCUGUCACUUUGCUAGGAGGAGUGAGUUUGCUGGAGGAAGGAGACAUCGGACAGAGGCGCCAUGACCUUCUGACAACUCCCGCGCUCCGUUUUCCGAUGAGAGCCUCACCUGGCGCCGUUGUCACCUUCAUCCCGGUGUACCUGUUAGCUGCCGUCGCCGUUAUUUGACCACCGUGGAGCAACACCCACGUCGGGAGGACAAGUCACCAUGCUAGCCGCCGUUAGCCGCCGCUACUUCACGUAGCGUCAGCCGCGCUUCCUUCGCCACACUCGACACCCCAACAAGCGCAGCGGCGCUUUCUCCCCAAAGUGAACUCUCCGUCCCCGCGAACGGCAUUUUGUGCGAGCUUUCCGCGGGCGAGGCGCGAGCGUGUCAGCGUCAGAAAAUGGGACUACACCCGCUGGAGUUCAGCGAGUGCUAUCUGGACAGCCCGGGCUUCAGGGACAACAUCAAGGCGCACGAAGCGGAGCUGGACAAAACCAACAGGUUCAUUAAAGAGCUCUACAAGGACGGGAAGAACCUCAUCAAUGCCACCAAACAGCUUUCAAUGGCACAGCGAAAGUUUGCCCAGUGCCUCGGCGAGUUUCAGUUUGAGUACAUUGGCGAUGCUAAGACGGAUGAUGAGCGCUGCAUUGAUGAAUCUUUGCAAGAGUUCUCGCUAUUCCUUAAAAACCUUGAAGACCAAAGAGAGCUGAUGAUGAGAAACAUCACAGAAACCUUGAUGAAGCCCCUGGAGAGAUUCAGGAAAGAGCAGCUCGGUACAGUAAGGGCAGAAAAAAAGAAGUAUGAGAAAGAAACAGAGAAGUACUACAGCUCUCUGGAAAAGCUUCUGAACAUGUCAGCAAAAAAGAAGGACACACAGUUACAAGAGGCCAACACCCAGGUGGACAACAUGAGGAAGCACUUCCAGGAGGAGUCUCUGAGCUACGUGUGCAAACUGCAAGAGAUCCAGGAGAGAAAGAAGUUUGAGUGCGUGGAACCGAUGCUGGCCUUCUUUCAGACGGCCUUCACCUUUUAUCACCAGGGCUAUGAGCUGGCCAAGGACUUUGACCAUUAUAAAAGAGCGCUGCAGAUCAAUAUUCAGAAUACACGGAAUCGCUUUGAGGGGACGCGGUCAGAGGUGUACGAGCUAAUGAAGAGGAUCAAGGAGGCGCCCCAGGAAUACCGACAGACCAGCUCCAUCAGUUAUGAAGGCUACCUCUAUGUACAGGAAAAAAGGCCACCUCCCUUCGGUUCAAGUUGGGUCAAACGUUACUGCACAUUUGUCAAGGAGCAGAAGAUCCUGCACAUGGUCACCUUUGACCACAGAUCCGGUGGCAAGAUUGGAGAGACGGAGUCUGUCACUCUCAAAUCAUGUGUCCGCAAAACGACCGACAUCCUGGACAGGAGGUUCUGCUUAGACCUCGAUAUCACAGACCGGCCAGGGACAGUGCUAACAGUACAGGCCUUGUCAGAGGAUGACCACAAGUUCUGGAUGCAGGCCAUGGGUGGGAAGGAACCUAUUGGACACUAUCUUGGGAGGACAUAUUCUAAAGAAAGAGGAAUUGAUGCUCAGCUGGAUGAUGUGGGUUUGACGUUUGUUAAGAACUCCAUUAGCGCCAUCGAGACACGAGGUAUCAAUGAUCAGGGUCUCUACCGAGUUGUUGGGGUGAGCUCCAAGGUCCAGAAUCUCCUGUCAUUAAUGAUUGAUGAGAAGAGCAACGAAGUGGAUCUGUCUUCCAGCGAGGACUGGGACGUUAAGACCAUAACGAGUGCACUGAAGCUUUAUAUGAGGAGCCUUCCUGAGCCGCUGAUGACCUACGGACUUUACAAAGAGUUCAUCAGCCCCGCAAAGGGCGGUAGUCCAGACUCUCGCAUCCAAGCCGUCCAUUGCCUGGUCCACAAACUACCCGAGAGGAAUCGACAAGUCCUCGGGCUGCUUAUGAAGCAUCUGGCCAAAGUGGCGGCGCACAGCAAGCAGAACCUGAUGACCGUGGCCAACCUGGGCGUGGUGUUUGGACCCACAUUGAUGCGGCCUCAGGAGGAGACCGUCGCGGCCAUCAUGGAUCUCAAGUUCCAGAACAUCGUGGUGGAAAUCCUCAUUGAGCAGCAUGAAACGAUUUUUGCAGAUGCUCCCGAGUCGUGCCCCCUCUCACCUGCUGCCCCUGUCGUCUCCGCUCCCACGAGGCAAUCCAAGAGGCUGAGUCGGCAGAAUCGUCCCCUGGCUGUCUACAAUCCACAGUCUCUGGACAUUCAGAAUGCGGCCGGAGAUUUCAACCUGGCUGCGGACGAGGCGUCGAUGGGCAGCAACGAGUCCGUGUCGUCGCAGUCGUCCUCGGCGUCGGCCUCGGAGGCGCCCGCAGAGAAGCCCGAGCACGCGCCGCUCUCCGGCAGCCUCAGCUCCGGCAGCAGCUCCAGAACACCCACAGCAGCGUCGUCCACCUCUGGAGCGUCAGGCGAGAGCCAACCCGCUACGACACCUGUCACAGACAAAGAAAAGCCAGACGAGAGUGUCACCGGCAGGAAAGCCGUGGCAGUUUACCCGUGCGAGGCUGAACACGACUCUGAGCUCUCCUUCCAGGUCGGCGCAAUAUUCCACGCCGCCUGCAUCAAAGUGCCUUUGCGAGCAGCUGGGGCCAAAGACUGGAGGGCCGCCGCUCAGCGAUGCCCUUCGGACCCACUGGCGAAGCAUAACCAUGACAUCCCGGACUUGGAGUCGGCGGCGGUUACGAUGCGGGAGCUGCUGCUGUAGUGGACUCAGUGUCACAUCAGUGCGGGAUCCAGCUCCCUGCGCUGUGCUGGACGUACGGAGGCAGGUUUUUAAGCCGGCGACCACUUUGGGACUAGAAAGCCCAUUGGUCGUUACGAGAACGGCGUCAGAGACAAGCAGGGAGGGCGGUUGGGAAGCGAGGCCGUGGGCUUCGCGCGCUUGUGCGGAGGUGAGGAUCGUAAGCGCUUGGAGCAGGACGCUGCUGCUGUACCGCGACCGGACGGGGUCAUGAGAUACUCCAGGCUCAGAGAGACCUCAGCCAAGGUCAGACACGCCAGCGCUGCGCGCUCUUACUUCCUGCUCCUUUUUCCACCCAUUCACUCCCUCUAUUUAACAUACACAUUUCCCAAGCAGCCCACAGGCACACACUCUCUGACUCGCUGGUGCUCCCUCAGCUGACAGGUCCUGACAGCUCCUCUAUAAACAUUUUUGCUGCUACUCCUUCCACACGGCCCUGGAAUUACCUCUGACUGACGAUAGCCACUGUACCUGCAGUGCUUCAGAAAACCCAGCGAUGGACCACUUACUUCUGAAAUUAUUCACCAGCGCUGUGAAGACAUGUGUGCAGAAUUUUCAUAAAGCACAAUUGCUCUAUCCUGUCGACGGGUACAGUUAUUUCUCUGCUGCGUAUUAGAAACCAAACACCAGGGGAUUAUUAUUUACUGCUUCCACUAUAUUAUACAUAGACUCAUGCAGCAUUUGACUAGAGCCGAUUAAAGUUACCUAUUUAAAUCUGUAUACCGGCUUCCAUUAUCCACAACCUCUCUUUUAAAAUUCCACCCCGGGUUUGAAGGGAGUGGAGAAAAAUAGCAGGUCUUGGAGCACUGCCUGGUGCUUGACUGGCUUUUAUUAAGUACAGCAGGGCUCUCUGGAAAACCUCCAGAGGACCAGCGAGGAGAGGAGAGGGAGGCCACAGCAACAGAAGGACCAGCUUUACCCACCCCCCACCCCCAUUGUCUCCUCUUUCUUUCUCCCUAUAGCUGUGCACCUGUCUCUUACUUACCACAACACGCUCCCACUAUCAACCCAUGCCUGAUCUGACUCUUCGACUCUUCCUCGCCCCCCUCGGCCUCUCAUCCUAUGGGUAAUACUGUAUGUCUCCUCCUCAUCUUGCGCAGCAUCCACUAGCUGGGGUCCAGCGGGAGUGUCCCUGCAACCAGAUGACUCAAAACCGCUUUAUAUAAAGCAGUGUAUGUCAGGGAAAGGCUUUCACACUGUCUUUACCAUAUGUCACUGGACUGCGAAGCCAAAACGAACCACAUACCACUGGGCGGGGAGAUGGUCUACACGUUUUCAUAUACUGCACGGUACUGUAUGUGCUCAGCAGAGAAGGAUUUGUGUCUGUUUUAAUGUACAAUUAUCUCUUUAACAGUAAUCACAGUGG